Boleophthalmus pectinirostris (great blue-spotted mudskipper) is the source of this 741-nucleotide messenger RNA. RefSeq names its product homeobox protein HMX1-like. Gene Ontology annotation, cellular component: nucleus. The record is from RefSeq and is a predicted model, not a curated record. Gene Ontology annotation, molecular function: DNA-binding transcription factor activity, RNA polymerase II-specific; RNA polymerase II transcription regulatory region sequence-specific DNA binding. Lineage: Eukaryota; Metazoa; Chordata; Actinopteri; Gobiiformes; Gobiidae. Gene Ontology annotation, biological process: regulation of transcription by RNA polymerase II. Bases 1 to 741 code for a protein of 246 amino acids. The transcript is spliced from 3 exons.
AUGCUUGACAAGAAUGUGCCAAAGGCGAAGCUUGGUCCUUCACCAAAAGCAACAUCGUUCUUUAUUGAAAAUUUGUUGGGUACUUCAGUCGAAAAGCGCGAGGGGCGUUCGGAGAGCGCCGGGCACAAGUGUGUGGAAAGCAGCAGAGACAUCCUGGAGGACACAAAAACUCUGGAUGAACGGGGACUCCACGAGACUUCACCCAGCGCACGCGGGAGUGAAAUAAGUCCUCCAUACCAGGAUAGCGAGGAUGGGGACGGGGGAAGUCCAAGUACGGGCCACACGGAGGACAGCGACAGUCCAGAAGAGAAAGGAGAGCGAGAGGACGGAGAGGAAGAGGAGAGAACAGGUGGUGAAAAGUUGGCGAGGAAGAAGAAGACACGUACAGUCUUUAGCCGUAGCCAGGUGUUCCAGCUGGAGUCGACCUUUGACCUGAAACGGUACCUGAGCAGCGCAGAGCGGGCCGGACUCGCCGCCACACUGCAGCUCACAGAGACACAGGUCAAGAUCUGGUUCCAAAACCGAAGGAACAAGUGGAAGAGACAGAUGGCAGCUGACAUGGAGGCCAGUGCCACAGUGCCCUUCUCCACUCAGAGAAUCGUCAGAGUCCCUGUGCUGUACCAUGACAACAGCCCCACACUGUCAGCAGGACUGGCCUUCCCCAGCUCCCUCCACUACCCCCUGAGCAGCCCCUUCACAUCCCCAGUGUCCUACAUCUCACCACAGACUGGCCUUGUCUGA